CUUGGAAGCGCAGUGGACGACACGUGAGCGCCAAGUUUAAGAAAUAUGCCAUUUGGUACCAGAUUCCUACAGUCACCCAGCGGAGCAAAGAACUACAGUACCGACAUGGCAGAGCCAGACUUCUUGGACUUACACAACUUUCUCGCCGAUGACAUCAUUCGGACCCGCGAGGGGGGGACUGGGUGGAUGGUUGACCGUGCACUGAACGCAGAGAGGUGUAACCCAAAAACUUUCCUCCUCAAGACCAGGAAGUGCAGCGAAAAUGGUAGCAUCGUGCUGGAGCCCGCGCUCUCUCCCGAGAACUACAUCAAUUCAAAAUCCGAAAGUACGGGCGGCUUUUUUGGUGUAUUUGCCUCAAAGAGAAGCGUAAGUAUCAGCGAGUCACUGAGCGAAGAGUCGGUUAAGACAACGAUAGUGUCCGAGUCAUCAGCAGUCUCGCAGCACAAGUACGCCUUCGUGAAAAGUACUGAUGCUCGGGGAACGGUUAGGUUCCGCAUCGCCCCGAACGCAGGCUUCGGAGCGUCGGUGGCCGGGUCUAAAAGCACGAGCAGCAGCGUGGAAGUGUUCUGCGAAGACUUGGUGAGGAAGUCGGUCGACUUCGAAGACCUUCGCGGCGCGUUGGGUGAGCAUACCGUGAACACCAGCGCGACAAACAUACAGGGAGAGGACAGCCUGUUUGUAGUCACCGAUGUCAUAGUGGCUGGCAAGAUUUCCUGGGAAGUCAAGCAAAACGUGGAAUCUAAGAAGAGUGGAGGUGCAAAGGUUGAUGUGGAGCCUGUAAAUGUUGGGGCUGAAGGUGGGACCUCCAGCCAGCGGCCGCAGGAACACAGACAAGUGGUGAACAACGCCGUGCUCGCUCUCAAGUUGGCAAAGGUGUCUUACAACAGUGAAGGGAAGAUUGUCCGGUUGGACAAAAGCGGUAGCUUUGAGGGGAACUACACCUUUGGCCCUGGAAACGAGGAGAGGGAGGGACAAAUUGCCAUCAAGUUGCUCGGAAGUGGGGAAAAUGUAAGGGAAAACUCAAGUCUCUGGAUUCACUACAUCCCCCAGGAAAAACGGAGACGUCAACGAAUGCCUAAUUAUAAACUGAAAACCAUAUUGGGCAUAGGCCACCAAGUGCUUUCUGAUCAGGUUCACAUAGAUCAGAUUUCUCUACAAUGCAUUGUGGAAAGAGGAAAAUACCAGAGGAAGGUUCACAAAUCAUGGCAACUACCUCUGAAGGGGCUUGUCGUGACCAGGGAAAGAGACAGUGCAUCACCUCGCAGACGCAUACCAUGGAAGAAAAAGAAAAAAGAAAGGAUUUCUUUGAAAAAGGUGGCUGUAACAGAUGUCCAAGCAGACAACACCUCCACCUGCGUUUGCAACAGUGAGUUGGACAUCCCAAAAGAAGACUGGGUCUGGCUGGACUGCAAGCAGUGGAGGGAAUCACUGACAAAACAUGAAAUUCAAGUGGAUGUUGAGUAUAAAGACUCUGUGAGGACACUGACAGUUGAUGAGGAAGAUCCAAUCUUUGUCAUCAUGCACAAGAUGAGAGACAAGCUUCCUUGUCACAAACAGGCCCUUACAUACAAAGGCAGCAAGAUAGAAUAUAAAGAAGACACCAUCAAGGAUCUGGGCGUGAAAGAUGGUGACAAACUGAUCAUGACACGCUUAGUGAAGGAUGGAAUAGAACUAUAUUCACAAACAUCAGACUGCAUUGCUUAUGGUGCCACGACAACAAAUGUUUCACUCCCCUUGGAAGAUAUCCAGACAAUUGGUGGGAAAUACCCAGAGCUGAAAAUGGAUGAAGGUAGAGUGAGGCAGAUUCUGCAAAAGGAGUUCUCUACAGAUGAUCAAGACAUUUCAUUGGAGGGCUUCCAGCAGCUCAUGGAGGCUGUAGGGAAGAAGGUGGAGCGUGACGACAUCCACAGGGCAUUUUUGGAUGAUGAAGAUAGUUCUGAUGAUGAGUUCAAUGUCCUGGAUAUGAUGACCUCAUCUUUUGAAGGCAGAAGCUGGCUCAGUGAUGACGAAGAAGGGAGCUGUGCAUCCAAUGUGAAUCCGAAAUUUCCGAGGUCUCUUAGCUUUGAGGAGCAAGAGUACAUGGACAGAGCAUCAUCCGAUACAGAAGCUGAAGAAUAUAGUUCAGAAGAUGGUGGUUGUCUUGUAAAGGUCAAGAUACCAGGACUACCAGAGCAGAAGACACUGCCGACUGUGCCGGGGUUCUCCGAGGCAAAAGUCGAAGAAGCCAGCAAACUCCUGCAAGCGAGAUUAAGUCUGAGAAGCGAGAAUUUGCAGGCAGUAGUAUCUGACAUUGAUUGGGAAACAGUCGACCAACGUCGUAUGAAUUGGUCAGAUGUACAGUUGUCAGGUCUUGAUGACCUUGGAGAAAGUGACAAGUUUAAAGCCUUAAGGCUGCUUAAGAGGCAGACAAGUGGGAAGGAUAAAGAGGAUGAGGAGGUUGUCUCUAAAUCUUUAAGUAGUGUUGAAGAAAGGGUGCAGUUAGGGCCCAACCUGGCAGGUGGUGCUUCACCUAUGGAUAGUAGCCAUGAUGAGGCAGAGAAGUUCUCUUGAAUACUGUAGUACGUAGGGAAAUGCAUUAUUAACUAUUUUUUGCCUCAUUUGAUGUUGAUCUUUCAGGGAAGUUUGUAGUGAAGUUUAAAUUAGUUUUAAUCUAUUUACUAAGUACAGGUAAAUAUCAUAUCAGAUAUACGGAUAUGCCUUGAACUAAUAGUUUUGAAAUAUUUGUUUAAGUAUUAUUGACAUUUCAUGAAUUAUUACUGAUUUCUAAUGACUUGUCAGAUUUCUUUACUUGGAAUACGAUUAUAAUGUUACUUACAGGCUACUCAGUAGGCUACUGUAUCUUAGAAGUGCUGGACAAGUGCAGUUUUGCAUGAAUGUAGAUAGAAAUCAAGUGCUAUGCACGUACAUGUAAAGACAAUAAUUGUUUUACUCUUUAGUAUGAGAGUGCUAGUUCAAAAAGUUUUGUGUGUGUUGACUUGUGCUUGUUUUCAUUGUUUUGUUUUGACAGAAAUACUAAAUAUAUCUUUAAAAAUCUGCAGUGUACGAUGCCAAGAGGCACAGAUAUGAUGUUAAAUGGUUUGUUCCUUGAUCAAGUGCCAAUGAUACAUGUGUGCCAAUGAAUUGUAAAUUUGAAUGAACAUGUGUGCCAAUGAAUUGUAAAUUUGAAAGAACAUGUGUGCCAAUGAAUUGUAAAUUUGUUGACCAUGACUGUCUAGUAAAUGCAGGGGAGAUUUGUUUUAUGCCCAAAUACUUAGAGUUAUCCUGAAAAGAAAGUACAAUCUGAACAAAAAAUCUAGAAAAUAUUAA
Molecule: messenger RNA, 3306 nt
Organism: Branchiostoma belcheri (Belcher's lancelet)
Lineage: Eukaryota; Metazoa; Chordata; Leptocardii; Amphioxiformes; Branchiostomatidae
Exons: 10
Coding region: 46-2550 (834 amino acids)
Molecular function (GO): oxidoreductase activity; protein binding
Source: RefSeq, a predicted model, not a curated record